Molecule: messenger RNA, 1594 nt
Organism: Daucus carota subsp. sativus
Lineage: Eukaryota; Viridiplantae; Streptophyta; Magnoliopsida; Apiales; Apiaceae
Product: alpha-1,3-arabinosyltransferase XAT3-like
Exons: 3
Coding region: 144-1556 (470 amino acids)
Molecular function (GO): glycosyltransferase activity
Source: RefSeq, a predicted model, not a curated record
AGUUCUGACUGUUUCUACUUAGAUUCUUAAGGAUUUUUACAGCUUGGACUGGUGUUCCAGAUAAACCAGUAUAAGAAGCCCGGCUAUGUGCAUUUGUAUCUUUGGUCUAUGCAUAUGUUAGUUCUUUAAACAAAAUAUAUCAUAUGAUGUACAAGUCUAUUUUCGCCAGAAGUUUCAGUGAGCAUGAGCAGAAGAAGAUGGGCUGCGGAGCUUUUAUUGGUUGUUUGAUCAUCGCAUUCUGCAUCUGCGCCUUCUUCAGCCCUUCUCUCGCCCCUCUACCAACUCGUGAGUUGAAGUUCGCAACAGGAAUUAACCUCAAGAUGCUGAGGAAUACUGUGGAAGCAAGCAAACCUCAAAACUUAAGUACUGUGGAAGCAAGCAACCCUCCAAACUUGAGGGCAGAUGUGAUUACAAUGGAAUCCCAGAUAAUUUGCAAUUUUACAGAAGCAGCGUCAGAUUUUUGUGAGAUGCAUGGAGACAUAAGGAUUCAUGGCAACUCAUCAACGAUAUUCGUGCCUGGUUUUAACCUAGAAGAUACAUUUACUGGACAAAAUUCACUAGGCAUAAAGCCUUAUGCAAGAAAAGGAGAUGAAGGUGCUAUGGAAACUGUAAGAUCAUUCACAUUUUCUCCGGAAAUGCCCGGCUGUACAAGUAAUCACAGUGUUCCGGGUAUAGUUUUCUCCAUUGGAGGAUAUGCAGAGAACAACUUCCACGGCUUCACUGAUGUAGUCAUUCCAUUAUAUCUAACUUCCCGAAAAUUUAAGGGUCAGGUAAAAUUCCUUCUAGCAGACAAGAAUGCGCGGUGGACUACCAAGUUUAAGAUUAUAUUAGAGAAGUUGUCAAAUUAUAAGGCUAUUGACAUAGAUAAAGAAGAGGGAGUGCAUUGCUUUCCAAGAAUCAUACUUGGUCUCGAAAAACAUAAGGAGCUGAAUAUUGAUCCCCUGAAAUCACCACAUUACUCAAUGAAGAACUUUCGGGAGUUCUUAAGAAGUUCAUACCACUUGAAGAGGGAAUACGCGAUUACACUGAGGCACGGAGAAAAGAAAAGGCCAAGGCUCCUCAUUAUUUCAAGAAAAAGAACCAGGGCUUUUAUGAAUGAACAGGAACUAGUUAAAAUGGCUCAGAAUUUGAAGUUUGAUGUAGUACUUCUAGAGGCCCACUCGAAUUUAACAGAGUUUUCAGAGGUGGUGAAUUCUUGUGAUGUGAUGAUGGGUGUGCAUGGUGCUGGACUAACAAAUCUUGUUUUCCUCCCAAAUAACGCUGUUUUUAUCCAAGUUGUACCAUUAGGACGUCUGGAAUGGCUUGCUAGAACUGAUUUCGGAGAUCCUUCGAAGAAUAUGAACUUAAGGUACUUGGAGUAUAGGAUUGAACAGAGGGAGAGCUCCUUGAUACAAAAGUACCCACCUGAGGAUAUAGUGUUUAAGGACCCUUACUUAAUCCAGAGAAGGGGUUGGUCUGAUUUUAGGUCUGUGUAUUUAGACAAUCAGAAUGUAAAACUUGAUGUACGUAGGUUUAGAGCAACUUUGGUGGAAGCUCUUCGGAUGCUGAGUAUGUAAAUACUAAAUGUUUCAGUAUUGAUGCAAAUUCUUCACAA